AUGGAGGAAACAAUGGUUGUUAUUGUGGGAGCAGGCCCUGCCGGCCUAGCCACCUCGGCUUGCCUGAACCGCCUUUCGAUCCCCAACAUUGUGUUGGAAAGAGAGGAUUGCUAUGCUUCUCUUUGGAAGAAAAGGUCAUAUGAUCGCCUCAAACUUCACUUAGCAAAGCAAUUUUGCCACCUUCCAUACAUGGAUUUCCCACCUAAUGCACCAACUUAUGUUCCCAAAAAUGGGUUUAUAGAUUACUUAGACAAUUACGUCUCACACUUUGGCAUAACCCCAAGAUAUCUCCGAUCCGUUGAGUCAGUUAUUUAUGAUUCGGACGCUGAAAAAUGGCAGAUUGUUGUCAAGAACAUGACGACUACCGACAAUGUGAUCGAGACUGAGGUGUAUACGUCGAGGUUUCUUGUAGUAGCCAGUGGCGAAAAUAGCCAAGGUACAAUCCCUGAUAUCGAUGGUCUUGAUAGCUAUGGAGGGGAAUACAUCCACUCUAACCAAUAUGAAAAUGGGAGGAAAUUUAGAGGCAAAGAUGUUCUAGUUGUUGGUUGUGGAAACUCUGGCAUGGAGAUUGCUUACGAUCUUUGGAAUUGGGGUGCCAACACUUCCAUUGUCGUUCGUAAUCCGGUACAUGUGCUAACCAAAGAGAUGGUGAAAAUGGCAAUGAUCAUGUCACAAUACCUCCCAUGCAAAGCAGUGGAUAUAAUCACUGUGGCGAUUAGUAGAUUAAGAUAUGGGAAGCUUUCGAAAUAUGGUAUUCGAAUGCCAACGAAGGGGCCAUUCCAUCUUAAGGAAACAACAGGUCGGUCCCCAGUCAUUGAUGUUGGAACCAUUAGUAAAAUUAAAAGUGGAGAAAUCAAGGUUUUACCUGGUAUGGAAUGCAUAAAAGAUAAUGAGGUUGUGUUUACAAAUGGCGCGACAGUACAGUUCGAUGCCAUUGUUUUUGCCACUGGUUAUAAAAGCACAGUCCGGAAUUGGCUUAAGGGAAGCUAUGAAAGUUUUGAUGAGAAAGGAAUGCCCAAAAGAAGCUUUCCGUAUCACUGGAAAGGGGGAAAUGGAAUUUACAAUGCUGGAUUUUCAAGAAGAGGACUGAGAGGUAUUUCCAGUGAUGCACAAAAUAUAGCCAAUGAUAUAUACAUAAACAUCACUGCUGAUUAG
Gossypium raimondii (Peruvian cotton) is the source of this 1155-nucleotide messenger RNA. RefSeq names its product probable indole-3-pyruvate monooxygenase YUCCA10. Bases 1 to 1155 code for a protein of 384 amino acids. The transcript has 4 exons. Gene Ontology annotation, molecular function: flavin adenine dinucleotide binding; N,N-dimethylaniline monooxygenase activity; NADP binding. The record is from RefSeq and is a predicted model, not a curated record. Lineage: Eukaryota; Viridiplantae; Streptophyta; Magnoliopsida; Malvales; Malvaceae.